AUGCCCGAACCUACGAGCGGAUCGGACAUUGCGGUUCCACGCCCGAAACGGCACAAGAUCGAUGUCGCGUGCGAAAUAUGCAGGGCCAGGAAGGUUCGUUGUGACGGGGUCAGACCAACAUGCGGAAACUGUCGCAAGAGGGUUAAUAUGGGGCCCCGGUGUACAUACAGCGCAGCCCCCAUCGAAAGGACAUCCGACUCGGAUCCGCUGCAGCCGCAUAGCCUUCAUGUUGCUACUCCUCGUAGUCCCGCGGCAGCAGGGCUGUCGCUGCAAACCAGCGCUAACCAGGACCCCGUCAUUGGAGAUCCUGUGGAACGGGGUAGCAUUGUUGCUGCUGCUAAUCAUAACGCUUCGGCCCGGAUACGAAUGGUACAUCCUGCUCCGGCCCCUGCCUCGGCCCCGGGCCCCGCCUUCACCGCCCCGACUCCAGCUUCAGGCCAUGCGCCGAGUGUUUCGGGCGAGUCCCAGAUCGACUCCAUGACGACGGUCGUCGAGGAAGGAACCAACACAGCGCAGUAUUUUGGCAGCAGCAGUGCUGGGUCCUUCACAAAGCAGAUCAAGGCCGCCAUCGACGCGAGGCUGGGCAAGUCAACCCCACCCGUUCCUUCAACCUCAUCCUCGCAGAACAACGCGACCGGUGUUACAGGUGCUGCGCCACCUCGAUCUGGAGGCGGCGCGGGUUGGAGUAUAGCCGAUGACCCAAAUUAUGUCCUUCCCGGCCGUAGGCAAGCGGAUUACCUUAUGGACUUGUACUGGCUUUAUGUCGACACCCUGUACCCCUUCCUUGACCGUGAUAAAUGGAACCGACACUACGCGAGCAUGUUUUCUGGCACGCCCCUGGACACGGACGAGCGCAUUUUUGUCUCGACCCUCAACAUUAUAUUUGCGCUGUCGACGCAGUUGCUCGAGUCACUGCGACCGGAACAUCGGGACAAGAGCAGCCGCGUGUAUUUCCAGCGGGCCCAGGCCCUGCUGCGGCUCAGUCUGUGGGAGCCUGCGUCGCUGGAGCUGGUUCAGUGCCUCUUGCUCAUGAGUCAGUAUCUGCAGACCACGAGCAACGCGCACCAAACCUGGAUGGUCGUCGGCACUGCCGUCCGGACGGCUCAGAGCCUCGGCUUGCAUCUGCCCGACACCUCAGCGGGCAUGGCGGAUCCUGUCGAGCGUGAACUUGUCCGCAGGUUGUGGCAUGGUUGUGUUCUAAUGGAUCGCAUGGUCUCGUUGACGCAUGGACGGCCACCCAUGAUCCUACACCAACACGCCUCCGCUGUCUCCCUCCCGAUGUCGGCUCAUUCUGAACGGGAAAGGAUGGAUGGGGAGCAGAUACGAGUGUCUUUCUUUGUACAGUCCGUCCGACUGUAUGAGAUUAUCCACUUGAGCAUUGUUGCCUUUUACUUGCCGGGCGAGACCGAACCCGGCUCACAGGGAGCCCGGGAAAACGACCUGGAAACUAUGUUGAGGCUGGACAGCGCUCUGGGGACGUGGGAGCAAGAGUUGCCUUCCCAUCUCUGCUUCGCCACGAUUCAAGACGUGGGAAACGACAUAUGCAGACGGCAAGCCGUGAUUCUUCGCCUCCGUUUUCUCCAGGCUCGUCUCCUGCUUCUUCGACCGACCAUGGCGCGGUUCUGCUUGGACCAGGCGCCCUCAAAGGAAUCCAAAUCGACAUCAGCCAGCUUGGCUUCGCGCUUGGUGCAGCAGGCGGCGUCUCUAUGCGUGGCCACGGCGCAGGAAGUCGUCUCGGUGCUUGUGCGGUUUGAGGCACAUGACGGUACCGUUGGGCUGCUACCGGCGUGGUGGUACCGUCUCUACUUUGUGUACUCAGCGGCCACCAUCCUCAUCGUCGCACGGCUGCGGCCCGAGCUCGCUGGCGAAGACGGCCUCCAACGCUCAUGGGACGAGGCGGUCUCGGUGCUCCGAGCUCACGAGCGCUUCGGCGAGUCCGCUCGGCGGUGCGUCGCCGUCUUGAACAUCCUAUCGGGACGAAUCAUGCAGAGCCACCUACAAGCAAAUGCGAGACCUUCGGGCGAAGGCCCAGCCUCGGAGGAGCGGGAGUCUCAGCCUGCUAACCCUGCCUUUUCCUUCGACCCGGCCGACUCUCUACAGCAGUUCGGUGAUAUGGCUGCGUUGUUCCCCAAUCUGGACUUGCCAGAUCUGACAUUCGGUGCGAAUGACUUCUCCGACCUGAACAUGCAUGCUUGGGAACUUCUCACUGGCAACCAGCCAUGA
Messenger RNA from Parathielavia appendiculata, 2223 nucleotides. RefSeq lists its product as uncharacterized. The record is from RefSeq and is a predicted model, not a curated record. The transcript is spliced from 3 exons. Bases 1 to 2223 code for a protein of 740 amino acids. Lineage: Eukaryota; Fungi; Ascomycota; Sordariomycetes; Sordariales; Chaetomiaceae. Gene Ontology annotation, molecular function: DNA-binding transcription factor activity, RNA polymerase II-specific; RNA polymerase II cis-regulatory region sequence-specific DNA binding; zinc ion binding. Gene Ontology annotation, biological process: DNA-templated transcription; positive regulation of transcription from RNA polymerase II promoter by galactose. Gene Ontology annotation, cellular component: nucleus.